This is a messenger RNA of Haliotis rufescens (red abalone), 2594 nucleotides long. Its product is annotated as N-sulphoglucosamine sulphohydrolase-like. Gene Ontology annotation, molecular function: N-sulfoglucosamine sulfohydrolase activity. The record is from RefSeq and is a predicted model, not a curated record. Lineage: Eukaryota; Metazoa; Mollusca; Gastropoda; Lepetellida; Haliotidae. The transcript is spliced from 7 exons. The coding region runs from base 124 to 1710 and encodes 528 amino acids. Gene Ontology annotation, biological process: heparan sulfate proteoglycan catabolic process; glycosaminoglycan catabolic process.
CUAGUACAACAUGGAGGAAAUGGGAGUUCGGACUUCGUACUUCCCUCCUUCUCGUGCGCUAUGCAUGGUUUCUGUUCUUGACACAAUUAUGUGCGUGUGGACGGAUUAGAUAAAGACGUCAAAAUGUAUACUGUCACCAGAUAUGUCUUAUUUUUUAUGUGUGUGUUGCCGAAAGUCCUAAGUGCAAAGACAAGGAAUGUUUUGGUGAUUGUAGGUGAUGAUGCAGGUUUUGAGACACAGGUCUACAACAACUCAGUGUGUCGCACCCCCAAUAUCAACAAACUAGCCGCCCAGAGUGUCGUCUUCAAGAAUGCCUUCACUUCCGUCAGCAGCUGCUCACCUAGCAGAUCCGCCAUCUUGACGGGUCUGCCGCAGCACCAGAACGGCAUGUACGGCCUGCAUCAUAGCGUGCAUCACUUCAUGUCCUUCGACGAGGUGCAGAGUCUGCCAAGGAUUUUGACUAAUGCUGGUAUCAGGACAGGCAUUGUGGGCAAGAAGCAUGUAGGUCCCGAGCCAGUGUACCCGUUUGACUUCUCCCAGACGGAAGAGAACCACCCGAUCCUGCAGGUUGGACGUAACACCACGUUCAUCAAGCAGUACGUCCAGGAGUUCCUGGCAGUCAAUGACACAAGACCAUUCUUUCUGUACAUUGGUUUCCAUGACCCCCACCGUUGUGGCAGCACCCAGCCUCAGUAUGGGCAGUUCUGUGAGAAGUUUGGUAAUGGGGAACCAGGAAUGGGUUUGAUCCCAGACUGGAAGCCCGUGAAGUACUCUCCUGAUGAAGUAGUGGUGCCCUACUUUGUACAAGACACACCAGCUGCUCGGGCAGACAUAGCUGCACAGUACACUACUAUCAGCAGACUUGAUCAGGGUAUUGGCAUGCUGAUGAAGGAGCUCCAGGAGGUGGGCGUGGCAGAUGACACUCUCAUCGUCUACACAUCUGACAACGGCAUCCCCUUCCCCUCUGGCCGCACCAAUCUCUACAACCCCGGCAUGGCUGAACCAAUGUUGGUGUCAUCCCCGGCACACAGGGAGCGCUGGGGUCAGGAGAGCAAUGCUAUGGUCAGUCUGGUAGACAUUGUUCCGACUGUGCUCGAGUGGUACGGCUUACAGUACCCCAACUAUGUCCUCAACAAGCAGCCCGUCAAGCUGACAGGGCGAUCUGUCCUCCCCAUCCUCCUGGCAGAGCCACCAACAGGCUGGACCUCAAUCUACGCCAGUCAUGACCUGCAUGAGGUCACCAUGUAUUACCCAAUGAGAGUUGUCCAGACUACCCGCUACAAGCUCAUUCAGAACAUCAACUUCAAGAUGCCAUUCCCAAUCGAUCAGGACUUUUAUGUCUCACCAUCAUUCCAAGAUAUCCUGAUGCGUACCAGGCAAGGCCAACCCCUACCAUGGAUAAAGACAUUGCGGGAAUAUUAUUACCGCAGUCAGUGGGAGCUGUUUGACCUUGAACUUGAUCCAAAGGAAACCAAGAACAUGGCUAAAGAUGCAGGAUAUGCAGAGGUCCUGAAGCAGCUGCAGAUGGAUCUGACUCAGUGGCAGAACGUGACUGCAGACCCCUGGAUAUGUGCCCCUGGCGGGGUUCUGGAGGCUAAAGGUGCCCACAAACUCAACCCUCAAUGCAUGCCUUUAGACAACAUGCUUGAUGAGGACAUUCCACAGUUGAGAACAGAGGACCUUUAUAACGUCAAGCAGUUGGACACAUGACUUGACCUAUGGUUUCCACAACAUCUACUGGGUCAUGGUUCCAAGCCCAUCUGUACUCUUGGAUUUCACAGAAGUACCAAAAAUCUUUCACCUGCAUCACCUUCUGUUAAUCUUCCCAAGGCAAGGGAGUUAUCUGACUAAAAAAUUCCAGUUUCCACCCUUGACAAAUUAGACUGGAAUUCCGGAAGUUAUAUUUUGGCUGGACUAACAAAUCUAAACAUAGUUCAAUCCUAAUCAUGUUAUGAAAUCGACAUCCAUACGUAAACUGCCAUGCAGAUUUCUUGUUGAUUGUAGGAUUUGCAAAGCAUUUGUACCAACAGAAUAUUUUCUAAAUCUUUCCACAUUUUUAAUCAAGGUGCUCAAGCAAUUUAAUAAGCUUUGCAAGGUAAAACACAUUUUAUAGCAAUAUAGAUCUAUAUUAUCUGUGAGAUCGUCUUGACAGGGAGCAAGCCAUUUCGUUUGAAGCAAAUGCAAUAAUGUGAUCGGUGGAAUCUGAUUGGUCAGUUGGAGGGACAGAGAAGGGAUAUAUCCACUUGUAAUAGCCACUGGUGGUGUUACAAUCGAGCCGCGAAAUUCCAGCCUAGUUCGGCAAGGGUGGAAACUGGACCUUUAUAAAUACUAUUCGACACUUGUCCAAGAAGCUGACAAUUUCUUCCAUACAAUCGGGUUGCAUAUAUACCAUUAUUUUAUUUUCAUUUGGAUGUAAAAAUGUUAAAAAAAUGUUUCCUGGUGUGGGGUCAUGGGUGGACCAGUUGUUAAAGGUGCUGCAGCUUGUUAUGUGGAGUUGCAUCCCUUAGACGUGUCAGGAAUCUAUCACCAUGGGAUACAUAGAUCUUUUACAAUGUACAUACUGGUGUAUUUUUAAAUAAAAAGCAAUGAAAAUA